Messenger RNA from Haliotis rubra (blacklip abalone), 843 nucleotides. RefSeq lists its product as uncharacterized. The record is from RefSeq and is a predicted model, not a curated record. The transcript has a single exon. NCBI's taxonomy places the organism in Eukaryota, Metazoa, Mollusca, Gastropoda, Lepetellida, Haliotidae. The coding region runs from base 1 to 843 and encodes 280 amino acids.
AUGGUACUGGCUAAAGUGAAACUGAAACUUAGACGAGUGAGGAGACAAGGACAGAGACCACCACGUGUCAACAUUUCCAAGCUCAAAGAUCCAUCUAUCAAGAAAGCCUUCCAGAUUCAGGCGAGGAACAGAUUCAGUGUGCUUAAGGAACAGCAGAACACUGGCCUUCAGCAGUUCAAUGAGGUGCUACUGGAAACAGGAAAACGGCUGUUUGGACACAAAAAGAAGAAAAGAGAAGAAUGGAUAUCAGAUGACACCUGGAGGAAAAUAGAAAUGCGGAAAGGGAAAAAGAGUAAAAUCCUUGGUACCAGGUCGCAGAGAUUAACAGAACAACUGCAGACAAACUAUAAAGCUUUGGACAAAGAAGUGAAAAAGGGAGCAAGAUCAGACAAGAGGAAAUACAUCGAAACAAUAGCAGAGGAAGCCGAGCAAGCAGCAUCCAAACAAGACAUGAAAACCCUCUACAGACUGACCAAGACACUCUCAUGGAAAUGCCAAACUGCAGCCGGACCGGUCAGAGACCAACAGGGAAGCAUCAUGUCCAAAGAAGUCUUGCUGCGCUGGAAAGAACACUCCGAGAAAGUGCUGAACCGAGAAGAUACAGAUACAGAAGCAAACAUUGAACCUGCAGCCGACAGCCUGGACAUCAGCAUAGAACCACCGAACAUUGAAGAGGAGAAAAGAGCAAUAAGGGCACUUAAGAACGGGAAAGCACCAGGAAUGGACCAGAUAUAUGCAGAUAUGCUCAAGGCAGAGGACUCAGUAACACCAGCGCUACUAACAGACAUAAUAUCAAACGUCUGGGAGUCUGAAGAAGCGCCAGAGACCUGGAAGACAGGCUAA